GUGCUGAGCAGGAUUGCUGGGAGUUGUAGUGCUUGCUUGUGCUCUUCCUCUGUGAUGGCUUCACCUUAGAGAAGCUGCAUAUUCGCCUGUUUUCUGGAUGGUGAAAAAGUAAAAGCUGAAAUGAAACCUCAUCAAGGUAUUUGGCUUUUUAGAAGCUUGCUAGCAACUUGUCCCUAUCACCAUCACUGCUAUGCUCCUUCUCCCCUUGUUAAAAGGGUAGGUCAGAUGAUGGAACGAUACAGUGUGAAGAACAAUUAUUUCCUGAAUACAGUUAAACCUGCUCUGCCCCAUCAUGCCUGGCCAAGGAAAUACCAUCAGGAUUCUAGAGCCGUGUGGAAGCAUGAAACUGUGCAAAAAUACCUAGAGACUGUUAUAAGAGAAUACCAACGAAUAAGCCAUGUGUUGAGCAGUGUCUCAACGAAUGAGCAUGAGCAAAGGAUCCUUAGCAGAAGACAUGCUGAUCUAGUUCCACUUGCAGCUGUUUUUCAAGAAAUACAAAAAGCAGAAAAAGAAGUUAAAGAGUUAGAAUCUAUGUGUACAGAGCUAAACAACAAAGAUGAGAAACAACUACGAAAACUUGCCUUUGAAGAGAAGAAAGUAAUUGAUCAAGAAAUCAACACUUUGUAUAAGAAGCUUUUCCAGAUUCUAGUGCCAAAGCACAAACAUGAUGAAUGUGAUGUCAUAUUAGAGCUUGUAUCUGGCAGAACAACUGGAGGUGACAUUUGCCAGAUGUUCACAAAAGAAAUAUUUGAGAUGUACCAGAAUUACGCAGAUCAUAAAUCCUGGACCUUUGAAAUUCUGAACUAUGUUCCUACUGAUAUGGGUGGGUUACAUCAUGCAGCAGCUUGCAUUUCAGGAGACAGCGUCUACAGGUAUUUGAAGUUUGAAGGUGGGACUCACAGGGUUCAGCGAAUCCCAGAGAUUGGCCUGUCAUCAAGAAUGCAGCGUAUUCACACUGGGACAGCGUCAGUUGUUGUCCUCCCUCAGUCAGAGAAGGUAGAGGUUAAAGUGAACCCAAAAGAUUUGCGUAUAGAUACAUUCAGGGCCAAAGGAGCAGGAGGGCAACAUGUUAACAAAACGGAUAGUGCUGUGAGGAUUGUGCACCUUCCUACGGGAGUAACAGUAGAGUGCCAGCAGGAGCGAUCACAGCAAUUGAAUAAGGAAAAAGCUCUGCAGACACUGAGUGCUAAACUGUACCAGCAGAUCAUUGAGAGGGAUCGAAGCCAAAUGCAGAAUACCAGAAAACUACAGGAUUUUAAAACUCAAGAAAUAAUACAAGUUGUCAUUGCACAGUUGGAAACAAGAAGCCAGUCGGAGAGAAUUCGUACCUAUAACUUCAUACAGGAUAGAGUCACUGACCACAGGAUCUCAUAUCAAGUCCGAAAUAUAAAGGAAUUUCUGCUUGGUGAAGAGGCCCUGGAUGAACUAAUCAGCAGGUUGUUGGAGUCUGCAGAGAUGGAGGCACUGAUUAAACAUGUAGAAAAUUUUAAAUCUUUUGAAGAAGGAGGUUAAUGUGGAUGUUGCAUUAAAAUUCUGAUUGUAAUUGUGUAGUUAAAUAAAAUUGAGGCAUUUUUUUAGACAUCAAGAAUUGAAAAAAAAUCUGUGCUAUUCUUUCCUGUAUUCUUCUGUGAUCAUGUGACAGGAUUUUUGUUAAACCGUGUGUGGCUUUUAGAAUUACUGGCCCACCCUGGCAUGUCAAAUUUUAAGUCUUUUUUUUGUUUGUUUUUUGGACAUUGCCCAUCUAUCAGCCUGUACUUCUCAAUAUAGACACGGCACCAGCAGUACAGGCUUUCCUGUUUUCCCAUCAAUGUACCUUAAAUCUUGAUGUGAGAAACAGGAAGAGAGCACUCAUUUCUAUGUCCAUGGCCCCUUUCUGAGUUAGCAUUUAGGUGGGGAACAAAUGCAGCCUGCAGGAACUGGUCUGAGAUUGCUAAUGGUCAUCAGAUGGUAACAACUUCCAGUCACUGGAGCUGGAUUAGUUUGGAACUGGUCGUCUAGGUGUUCUGUUUCAUCAGUUCCCUUAAAUUUAUUUUGUAACAAAGCCCACUACUAAACCAUUCACUCCUGCCUUAGAACUCAUAGCAGGAGCUAAGAAUGGAAAUGUAUGUGUAGAUACAGUUGCAGAGAUCUCCCUCAGAAAAGGCUGCUUCCUGAGCUUGGAAGAUCCCCAGGGGGGAUCAGUGCAGAUCUCAGUACAGAUGAGAAAGGGGUUUCUCAUUACUUUGCACAUCUCAGUACAGAUCUACCCCAAAGUUGGUGCAAAAAAGUACACAAGUUGCCUUGGGGUAGAUCUGCACUGCAUACUGAAUCAAGGUCUAACUGUUGAUAUAGGUGUUCCCCACUCAUCCUUCCAUUCCCAAAAUGAGGUAUUGUAGUAAAAAGAUGUUAGCCCCCAUAAUUUUGCAGUAAUGCUUGAGCAACAACCAUAUGAUAGAAGUGUCUUAUGACCAUCUUAUGACCCUUUUGUGUAAAGAUCAGGAGGUCUAAUGUCCAAGCUGUGGUUCUUACUGCUUGCCUUGCAUUUUGAAAUCAUCUCUGUCCAGUGCCUUAAGGUUACGUUAAGAUAAGAAGUUACUAAAGUUUAACUAACUUUGUUGAAAUUGCUCUUUUCUUCUGAGCAUGCUGCAAUUCUACCUUUGAGUGCGCACGUACUAACCCUGAUAAGUCACAUUAACCAAUAACUAGUUAAGUACAGCCUACAAGAUAAGACGUCACAAUUAGGAACUGGUACUGCAGCCAAUAAACUUCUAGUACGUCAAGACUCUGUUGAAUGUAAGCUAUAAAAAUGUGAUUCCAGGCCGGACUCAUCGUCGGCCCUGAUUUGAGCUCUCUGCUCCUCGGUCGAACUGUUUGCAAACAAUAAACCUAGAUGGACCCAG
Messenger RNA from Alligator mississippiensis (American alligator), 2879 nucleotides. RefSeq names its product mitochondrial translation release factor 1 (gene MTRF1). Gene Ontology annotation, molecular function: translation release factor activity. The record is from RefSeq and is a predicted model, not a curated record. Bases 121 to 1512 code for a protein of 463 amino acids. Lineage: Eukaryota; Metazoa; Chordata; Crocodylia; Alligatoridae. Gene Ontology annotation, biological process: translational termination. The transcript is spliced from 10 exons.